Messenger RNA from Vitis riparia (riverbank grape), 594 nucleotides. RefSeq names its product elongation factor Tu, mitochondrial-like. The record is from RefSeq and is a predicted model, not a curated record. Gene Ontology annotation, cellular component: mitochondrion. Lineage: Eukaryota; Viridiplantae; Streptophyta; Magnoliopsida; Vitales; Vitaceae. The transcript is spliced from 3 exons. Gene Ontology annotation, biological process: mitochondrial translational elongation. Gene Ontology annotation, molecular function: GTP binding; GTPase activity; translation elongation factor activity. The coding region runs from base 1 to 594 and encodes 197 amino acids.
AUGCGGAACAGCUUAUGUAGUCUUCAUAGGAGGAUUACAUUGACUGCUGCUAUUACAAAGGUGCUUGCAGAGGAAGGAAAAGCGAAAAUAGUUGUCUUCGAUGAAAUUGACAAGGUUCCUGAAGACAAGAAGAGAGGAAUUACAAUUGCAAUGGCCCAUGUCGAGUAUGAGACUACUAAGCAACACUAUGCCAAUGUGGACUGUCCAGGACAUGCGGAUCAAGCCCAUGCCACAGACAAAGGAACACUUUCUACUUGCAUGCCAGAAAUGGAACUCCGUGAGCUUUUUAGCUUCUACAGGUUCCCUAGGGAUGAAAUUCCCAUCAUUCGGGGUUCAGCUUUGUACUCUUUACAGGGGACUAAUGAAGAAAUAGGAAAACAGGCUAUUUCGAGGUUAAUGGAUGUUGUUGAUGAGUAUAUUCCUGACCCUGUGCAACACACGCUUAAUAGGCGCUACAAGAAGCAUGAGUUAUAUGAGAAACCAAUCCCAUCUAAUGAGGAGUCCACCCUUUCCGGCGCAAGUCAGACUGGACAGCAGCGCGAGAUUCGACUGCGUUGGAGUUGGGGACGAGGUGGCACUGAUUCAGGUCACUGA